AUGGCCUCCCUUCCUUCUCCUGCUGGUCCGUCCGCACCGCAAUGGCGUUCAUUCACAUUCUUCGAUGUGGACGAUGUCAAAGAUAAUGAUGAUCUCGCUCAGUCACCUAGAUCAAUACGGUCUCUGACCCCACCCAUCAUCCUCACUCCCACAUCGAUCAACUCACCCCUGCCCCCAUCCCUAAUCGUCUCAUCAUCCACCCAUGUCACCCUCCUCAAUCGACACUUCCACGUGGAACGCACGUUCAAGGCCUGGGAGAAUAAUGGUAGAGCCACAGCUUUGUUGGAAGCUGGAGGAUUGUUAAUGGGCAUAGGUGAAGAGGAAGGUAGCAGAUGGCCAGUGUUAAAGAUAUGGGAUUUGACUAGAGAUGAGAAACGAAAGACUGCUCAGAAAGACAAUGGGAAUGGUGGAUCUUCUGACAGAGAGAGGGAGAGGGGACCGGUGUUGGUAAGGAAUACUAGGAUACAACAUGGUCAAAGACCUCAUCCUGUAUCAUCCAUCGCAAUUACGUCCAACCUCUCGCAUCUAGCCAUAGGUCUAGGGGACGGUACAGUCCUGCUAUACCGACACCUCUUACAAUCACUCACAACCUCUCCAACAUCACUGACAGCCUUGCCGAAAGCUCGAGUGAUUCACGAGUCUAGAGAACCUAUAACUGGCUUAGGGUUUCGUGAACCGCAAGAACCAAAUGGAACGGGAAUAUCGUUAUUUAUAGUCACGACAAAUAGGAUAUUAUCUGCGCCUGUGUCUGGGAAGAGCAGUAGCUCGGAGACCAGGACGAUAGAUGAGCUAGGAUGUGAUUUAGGUUGUGCAGUGAUGGACUCGCAGCGGAAGGAAAUAGUCGUUGCUAGAGAUGAAGCUAUUUAUCUGUAUGGUAAUGAAGGUAGAGGUGCCUGUUAUGCUUAUGAGGGUCCAAAGUCUUCGAUUUCAGUAUAUCAACACAAUCUGAUAAUCAUAUCACCACCUUUUUACCCAUCAGCGAAUUCAGCUUCAGCUACUGUACGACAUUACGUCUCGAAGCAAGCUAACACAACUACCAAUUCUGAUGGAGUGUCCACAUCGAACUCAUCUAACGAUAUUUCGAAAGUAAUCAUUUUCGACCUGCAGAACAAGCUAAUCAGCUAUAGUGGGACGUAUAGAGAUGGUGUUAGAGAGGUAUUUUGUCAGUGGGGAGGAAUAUUCGUUUAUGGUGGGAAUGGUAAACUCACAAGACUAAGUGAACACUCCACAUCUGCCAAACUUGACGUGCUGUAUAGGAGAAAUCUGUACACACUCGCCAUCAGUCUUGCCAGAUCACAAGGGAUGGGGGAGAGCGGUGUAGCAGAUAUACAUCGGAGAUAUGGUGAUUAUCUAUAUACCAAAGGUGAUUUCGAUGGAGCGAUGGGUCAAUUCGUCAAGACUUUGGGUAAUCUCCAACCUUCCUAUGUCAUCAGGAAAUUCCUCGAUGCUCAGCGGAUACAUAAUCUCACUACUUACCUCCAAGAACUACAUUCUCGUGGUCUAGCCAAUCCUGAUCAUACAACUUUACUCCUCAAUUGCUACACCAAGACUUCCGAUAGAGCAAGAUUGGACAGUUUCAUCAAGACCGAAGCGAGAAGAUCUGAUACUUCAGGAGACGAAGAAUUACCUUUCGACUUGGAAACGGCGAUAAGAGUUUGUCGGCAAGCUGGAUUCUAUGAGCAUGCUACCUACCUUGCCAAGAAAUUCGGGAGACACGAAGAGUAUCUGAGGAUUCAGAUCGAGGAUGCUGGUGAGAUUGGCGAGGCUUUGAGAUAUUUACGAGGAUUGGGACCGGAAGCAUGCGAGGAGAAUAUGGUGCGAUAUGGUCGUACUCUGCUCAAUGCUGAACCUCAAGCUACGACUGCCCUACUCAUUGACCUAUGUUCUGGAGACUUGGGAAAGAAAAAAGUCACAACGCCAGCUCUUGAAUCGAAACCUAAUGGAAAUACCACAACAUCUGCUGGCCCAGCGAUGUUAUCAUAUUUAGGCUACAACCGAGUGACCGGUCUUUUUACGGGUGACGCACCAUCAGGUGCUCAAUCUUCCGCUCAGACCGACGGCGCUGCACCACAUCCGAAUGGCAAAAAUGGUGAUGGACCAAAUGGAAUCGGAACGAGUUUAGAGUCCGCACCGGUAAUAGAAGAUGAACCAAGUUAUAUCCCACCUUCACCGAGACAAUACUUUGCUCAUUUUGUUGAUCAUCGAGAGCUAUUCAUCACUUUCCUGGAAUCCGUUGCUUCGGCCCUAUGGAAUCAGUCUCUUACCUUACCCCUUCCUACGAAGACUACCACUCUUACUGCUCCUUCAAGAAAUAUAGACUUGCCACCGCCAUCUGAUCCGACGACGAUCGAUCAAAGGGCAGUAUGGAAUGCUCUCUUGGAAUUAUACCUCGCAUCUGCCAAAUCGGAUGAUAUCGACUUGAUCAAAUUAUCAAGUGAAAAGGCUUUAGCUGUAAUUUCAAAUGUGGAUCUACCGUAUGACACAGUGCACGCUUUGAUCCUUUGUUCGACAGUAGGUUUCGAUCAGGGUCUGAUCAAAUUAUGGGAGCAGAUGGGAAUGUAUGAAGAUAUAAUUAGAUUCUACAUCGAUAAGAACGAUUCUGAGAAGGUACUAAAGCAUUUGGUGAUUUAUGGAAAAUCCGAAUCCAACUUUGGUUUAUAUCCACUAGUGUUGAGAUAUCUUACUAGUUCGCCUGCUAUAUUAUCGAAACGUCAUCAAGACCUUGUGAAGAUCCUUGAGAAGAUUGAUGAAUAUAGGAUAUUACCUCCCUUGGCGGUGAUUCAGCUCCUAAGCAGGAAUGGAGUGGCUAGUAUAGGUACGGUCAAGGAGUGGUUGAGAGGGAAGGUGGAAGAAAAUAGGGACCAAGUUGAAUCCGACAAACACCUAGUCGAAUCAUACCGAUCUGAAACGCUCACGAAGAAAAAGGCGAUCCAAGAUUUAUCGAAUGUAGAUCAACCUGAGGUAUUCCAAGUGACGAGAUGUGCGGCAUGUGGCGGCCAAUUGGAUUUACCCAGCGUACACUUUAUGUGUAAACAUAGUUAUCAUCAGAGAUGUCUAUCCGAUUCCGAACCUGAAUGUAUCCUCUGCGCACGUCAACACAGCGUCAUUCGGGAAUUGCGCAGAAAUCAAACUCGUCUGGCGGACAGACACGAUUUGUUUAUAGAUGAAGUGAAAGAUUCCGAAGACGGGUUCGAAGUGGUUGCGGGUGCUUUCGGAAGGGGUUUGAUGGGUAAGGAAAGAGAUUUGGAUGAUGUUGUAUAG
This is a messenger RNA of Kwoniella mangroviensis CBS 8507, 3261 nucleotides long. RefSeq lists its product as uncharacterized. The transcript is spliced from 9 exons. Gene Ontology annotation, biological process: organelle fusion; endosome organization; intracellular protein transport. Lineage: Eukaryota; Fungi; Basidiomycota; Tremellomycetes; Tremellales; Cryptococcaceae. Bases 1 to 3261 code for a protein of 1086 amino acids. The record is from RefSeq and is a predicted model, not a curated record. Gene Ontology annotation, molecular function: protein-macromolecule adaptor activity. Gene Ontology annotation, cellular component: endosome; HOPS complex.